Molecule: messenger RNA, 1452 nt
Organism: Owenia fusiformis
Lineage: Eukaryota; Metazoa; Annelida; Polychaeta; Sabellida; Oweniidae
Source: the annotation of a GenBank genome assembly
AUGUCUCAAGAGCAAAUGACUCUGAGGGGUACCCUCCAGGGACACGAAGGAUGGGUUACCCAAAUUGCUACUUCAGCACAGUGCCCUGACAUGAUUUUGUCAGCCUCUAGAGAUCACAGUCUCAUCAUGUGGAAGCUGACCCGUGACGAGACAAAUUAUGGAGUUCCCCAGAAAUGUCUGAAAGGACACAAUCACUUUGUCUCUGACGUUGUGAUGUCAUCAGAUGGCCAGUUCGCCCUGUCUGGUUCUUGGGAUAAUACCCUUAGGCUUUGGGAUCUGAGCACUGGAUUGACCACUCGUCGCUUUGUUGGACACACUAAAGAUGUCCUCAGUGUUGCAUUCUCUGCUGACAACCGUCAGAUCGUAUCUGGAUCCAGAGAUAAGACCAUCAAGCUGUGGAACACUCUAGGAGUCUGCAAAUACACCAUCCAGGAUGAAAGCCAUAGUGAGUGGGUGUCAUGUGUCCGAUUCUCCCCCAACACAAUCGUGCCAGUUAUUGUUUCCUGUGGAUGGGAUAAACUGGUUAAGGUGUGGAACCUGACCAACUGCAAGCUCAAGACCAACCACAUUGGACACACUGGAUACCUAAACAAUGUGACAGUCUCCCCAGAUGGCUCUCUAUGUGCCUCAGGUGGCAAAGAUGGUCUGGCCAUUCUGUGGGACUUGAAUGAGGGCAAACAUCUAUACACCCUGGAUGGUGGCAAUGAAAUCAACGCUCUUACCUUCAGCCCCAAUAGAUACUGGCUCUGUGCUGCCUCUGGCUCAAGCAUCAAAGUCUGGGAUCUUGAAGGCAAAACUGUAGUAGAUGAGCUGAAGCAUGAAGUAAUCAGCACAGCAACCAAGGUAGCCCCACAAUGCACCAGUCUCGCCUGGUCAGCUGAUGGACAGACUCUAUUCGCUGGGUACACAGAUAACCUUAUUAGAGUGUGGCAGGUCACACUUGCCCAGUCCAGGUAGUGGAGGACUCUGAAGAUAUGAACUUUUAAAUAAUGUGAAAAAAUGAAUAAGAAGCUUUCAUGUACAAACAGUACAACUGUGGCUGAUACCCAAUAAAUUAUAUUGGAAGUGGAUUUAGUUUUUUGUGUUUGAUGGUGCUCAAGGUAAAUGAAUCGAGGAGAGUCUUAAGCCUUACUGGAGUCAUCGUAAAUAAAACAGGUGAACCUUGUGUAAAACAUCCCUAAUGGCCGGACAGAUCCUCUGAGCUACUGUAAUCGCCAAUUUGUCUGUUCUUCAGUCUGUCAACAAAUAGAUUGCACUGUGUAUGUGUUUUGGUGUUACUUUUAAAAUGUGUCUUUAUAAAGUCUUCGGAUGUCUGGGGCCGUGAACUCAUACGAUCUGUGAUCCGAUGAUAGAUUUCAUCAUGGUUAUGAUGCAUUGUGGGAUUAAUCUUGGAAUUUAUCCGAACAUUGGUGAAUUUGUACGAUCUUUAGGAUAAAUUUUAUCCAAAUCUCA